Molecule: messenger RNA, 5381 nt
Organism: Cololabis saira (Pacific saury)
Lineage: Eukaryota; Metazoa; Chordata; Actinopteri; Beloniformes; Belonidae
Gene: eps15
Product: epidermal growth factor receptor pathway substrate 15
Exons: 25
Coding region: 30-3401 (1123 amino acids)
Biological process (GO): endocytosis; endosomal transport
Cellular component (GO): clathrin coat of coated pit; cytoplasm; plasma membrane
Molecular function (GO): cadherin binding; calcium ion binding
Source: RefSeq, a predicted model, not a curated record
CCUGCGCUGCUCGGCUGCUGCACAGCAGAAUGACGGCGGUGGGAAACACCAUGGCUGCCCCUCUGUCUCUCACCCAGCUCUCCAGUGGAAAUCCCAUCUAUGACAAAUACUAUCGACAGGUGGAUCCUACAGGCAGCGGGCGGGUGGCGGCAGGUGAUGCAGCUUUGUUCUUGAAGCGAUCAGGCUUGGCUGACCUGGUGCUGGGCAAGAUCUGGGAUUUGGCAGACUCAGAAAGGAAGGGUUCUCUCAACAAACAGCAAUUCUUCAUUGCACUGAGGUUGGUUGCUUGUGCUCAGAAUGGCCUGGAGGUGGCACUCAAGAGUCUUAAUGUGGCUGUUCCUCCUCCCAAAUUUCAUGACACAAGUAGUCCACUGUUAGCAGGAGGAGGGGGCACUGACAUUCCCUGGGUUGUAAAACCCGAGGAAAAGAUUAAGUAUGAUGCCAUCUUUGAGAGUCUGGGUCCAGUAGGAGGGAUGCUAUCAGGAGACAAAGUCAAGCCUGUCCUACUUAACUCCAAAUUGCCGGUGGACAUCCUUGGCAGGGUGUGGGAGCUCAGCGACCUUGACAGAGAUGGCAUGUUGGACAAAGAUGAAUUUUCUGUGGCAAUGUAUCUGGUGUAUAGAGCUCUGGAGGGCGAGAAUGUUCCCAUGUCCCUACCACCUCCCUUGGUUCCACCUUCCAAGAGGAAAAAACCUGUGGUACCUCCCGUGAUGCCCCUGUUACCCUCUCCCCCUUCUGUCAAAGACAGUCGCUCCUCCCAUGCUGGCUCUAAGUCCAUGCCCCACCCUCCCAAACCCACUCCAGCUCCCGCUCCAGCUCCUGCCCCAACACCAGCAGCUGUCCCUUGGGUGGUUUCACCAGCAGAAAAAGCCAAAUAUGAUGAACUGUUCACUAAGACGGAUGGUGACAUGGACGGCUUGGUUUCUGGACCUGAAGUCAGAGAUAUUUUCCUGAAGACUGGCCUUCCUUCUGCCACACUUGCACGCAUUUGGGAGCUGUGUGACAUUGGAGACAUAGGGAAGCUGACCCGCGAACAGUUUGCCCUGGCACUUUAUCUGAUCAAUCUGAAGCUAACUAAAGGCUUGGAUCCUCCGCAGAGUCUCUCCCCAGAGAUGAUACCUCCCUCAGACAAACAAAACAUCAAGCAGAAUAAUGCUGUUAACCUGGCAGCUGACUUCUCUGCUAUUAAGGAGCUGGACUCUCUCAGUAAUGAGAUUGUUGAACUACAAAGAGAGAAGAGCUCUGUGGAAGAGGAGAUCAAGGAGAAGGAAGAGGCCAUCCGACAGCGGAGCAGUGAAGUGCAGGACCUUCAGGAUGAGGUUGCGAGGGAGAACGAGGAAUUGCAGCGACUCCAGAGUCAACGUCAGAAGGUCCAGGACGCUUUAGAUGAGCUGGACCAACAGAAGAGCUCCCUGGAGGAGCAGCUCUCCCACAUUCGACAGCAGACCAGCCAAGAGACUAAACUUAUCUCAUCCCUGCAGUCGGAGCAUGAAGAUCAGGAACAGAGGAUAUCCCAGUACGAGGAGGAGCUGGUUCAAGCACGAGAGGAGCUUCUGGCUCUACAGGAGGAGAGCAGGACACUGCAAGAGAAGGUCCAGGCUGCUCAAGAACAACUCACUCCACUUGAGGAGUCCGUACAUGAUUCGUUCACACAGGUUUCACAGGUUCAACAGAAACUAAAAGACCUUCAGGUGGAGGAAAGGUCGGUCACUGCCCAGCUCAGCUGGAAACGAGCACUUGAGGACAGCUCUCCUGUCAUGGUCAAUGGGUCAACAGGACACACAGCAGAGCUACACCAGGGAGACUUCUUGCACCAGGACCUCUUCCAGGAGGACCAACCGAAAGAGCUGAAGGCGGAGGAACCGGCUACUGUCUGCACUCAGCAGAAAGAACAUUCAGAUGAAAAGGAGAAGGAAGAUGUCAAGGAGAAAGAAGGGGAAGAAGCAAAGAGGGAAGAGAGUCCAAAGGCUCUAGACGAUGAAAAACAGAAACCGGAUCCUCUGGAUGAUUUGUAUACCAGUCUAGCCUCCUCGGAUUUGUACAACAAUCUACCUAUUCUUUCCAAGCCACGGGAAGGCACUGUUAGGGAAAACGGCAGCCCUGCACCUGAUGCCUCCUCUGACACUAUUGAAGACCCUGAGGAAUCCCCAAGAGACAGCCCACUUAAGGUUGAAUCCCCAGAGCCUGAGAGCUUACAGGAGCAGGCAGAGUCCACAGAAACAACCAGCCCCCCAUUACCUCCCCAGGUCGGCCCUCGCUCCGUUCCUCCGCAGGGCAGCCCUCCAUCCCUACCUGAGAUGGACUUUUUCCAUUCAGACCCCUUCACCAAUCAUGAUCCAUUCAAAGAUGAUCCUUUUGGGAAAACAGAAGUUGGAGAUCCCUUUGGAGGAGAUCCGUUCAAAGGCACAGACCCUUUUGCUGCGGACUCCUUCUUUGUACAGACCUCCAGCACUGCCUUUGCUCCUGAGGAUCCUUUCUCUGCAUCAGCGGACCCAUUUGGUACUACUCCUGGGAUGCCAGAACCAGACCUGUUUGCAGCCAAGCCAAAUGACUCUGCUGCAGGACCAACGGCAGACCCCGAUCCCUUUGCUAGCAACCCCACAAAUCCAGCUUCAGCACCCAAGGAUCUUUUUAGUUCCACAGGGAACGACGCGGACAAGUCCGACCCAUUUGGGGGGAAUAUGAACACUGUGGGUGGGGAGGUGGAUCCCUUUGGUUCUCAGGAUGGAGGGAAGGAUCCCUUCAGCAGCUCCCCCCCGGCCUCCGAUCUGGCAGUGAAGGACACUGCAGCAACCAACGAUCCCUUUGCUCCAGGUGGUACGACAGUGAGCAGCACCUCUGAUCCAGAUCCAUUCGCUGCUGUGUUUGGUAAUGAAUCGUUUGGAGGUGGUUUUGCAGAUUUCAGUGCCUUGACGAAGUCAAAUGGUCAGGACCAGUUCGGCCUCAACAACAAGAACUUGUUCCAGGACGACAAUCAGCCUGCCAGCUCUGAUGUGCCCCCAGCCCUGCCCCCAAAAACGGGUACGCCAACCAGACCUCCCCCUCCUCCUCCAGGUAAGAGAUCGUCCAUCUCUAGGACAGAAUCGUGUGACUCCUCCCAUCGAAGAGGACACUUCCUCCCCCAAACAACAGGAGACUUCUCUUCCUCUUCCUCCUCCUCCUCCCUGCCUGCCAAGGAUCCUUUAGCCGACCCCUUCGCCCCUUCCUCCCCUCCUCGUCACAACGUACGGGAAGCUGACCGAUUUGCCAGCUUUGACAAAUAUCCAACAGAGGAAGACAUGAUAGAGUGGGCAAAGCGCGAGAGCGAGCGAGAGGAAAAGGAGCGACUAGCAAGGCUAACGCAGCAGGAGCAAGAGGACCUGGAGCUCGCCAUCGCUCUAAGCAAGUCUGAACUCUCCUGAGGAGGCUCCUCCCCUCAACUGGCCUAGCUUUGCACAGGCCGACCCGCCCCGGCCCAGAAAAACACCAAAGCAAAAUGGGGGACUGUAUAGGACUGACUCAGCAUCUGCUGGCCCCAUACAGAGGCUGAAACUGAUCCCUGAAUCGUUUAACCCCCCCCUUUUCCUCAACUGCUUACAGAUUUUUCUUUUUUUUUUUUUGGAAGGGGGGGGGGGGGCGUCAACGUUUUUCCAUCCUGUAGGUCCCUGCAGGUAUGACUGGAGGACACGAGCAAGAUGGAGGUUUAGUUUCAAGGACUGGACGGUGUUAUGAAACCACGGUGAAACAGGAUCCUGAGAUAAAGAAUUAGUUGUGCUGGAUGUGAUUACAACUAGACUGAAGUCCAAUUUUUAGCUGAAACCCAAACGCACCACUUUAUAUGCUUGCCACGUUAUUAAGUAUGUCAGGUGCACCUAACAAAAUGACCGGCAAGGGAAUUUUAGGGUCAUUUUGUCGAACCCACAAGACCAGAACUCAAACUUUUGUUGUGCUGUAUGACACACUGAAAAAUACAGAAAAACACAGCUGGGAGAAUUCAGAAAGGAGUGAAAUGGAGUGAGCAUACAUUUAAUGUGAGAUUUAGGGGCAAUUUAAAUCAGUAAUUCAAUGUUUGUCUAAAGUUGUGUCCUAUGAGAUUGGGGGAGGGGGGGAUCAACUCCUUUGCACACAAUUUCUGAAGUAGAUUAAUUACAUGGAACUACAUCCAGAUUACACCUGUUAGCAUUAAAAAUGAUGGCACACUACAGUGGGUUGCAGAGCAUUAGAGCGUCAUCACUUUUUAAACAAAGAAUGUGAUAUUCUAGAUUCACAUGUCAAGUCCCCAUCUUUUAAAUGUUACAUUUUCAGUUCAUCUCAUGAAUGUGGCCUAAUUCCAAAUAACACUAUUUUCUCAGAGAUUGAGUUACAAAACUGGACAGUCUGGACAUUAACAAGUAUCCAUUGGAAUAUGAAGUUCAGCGGGGUGGUCAGGAUUGAAUGUAUGUGAUUUGUUUUUAAUGUAUAUUAAAUUGUGUUGUUUAAUGUGAUUAACCUCCUGAACAGAAAAUCUUAAAGUACCGCAGAGUCCUACUCAAGGGCCAGGCUCCUUUUUUUUUUGUUUUUGAGAUGAAGCACAUUAAAAUAGUUAUUCAAAUGUAACUAUGAUUUCACAUAAAAUGUACAAUUGUCUUAUGGCGUUUUGUUCCAUUUCAAAUUGUGCCAUGGUGGUGCUUCCUUUUGUGAGCGUUUUGUUCAAGCUUUGGUUUUAUUUUCCAGAAUGUUUUUUUUUUUUGUUUUUAAGGAGACAUUUCCUCACUGAGAGACUUACUGGAUUUCAGACUAUUAGAAAAAAUUCAAACAAUGUGUUUUGUCCUUGUGCUCUUCAGGCUCUGUUGGGAUUUAACUUUAAAAAAAAAAAAAAAAAAAACACCUAUGUGCUCUGACAUCCUCACGCCUGUUGACACCCACACAUCCGCCUCCUGGCCAGCUGUGACUUCUUUUUUGACUAAUUUGGGGUUUUUUCCCAGAAAAGUUACUUUAUACUAAACUGUGAGUGAAGGUUUGUAAUGAGGGACGACUGAACCGAAGCGCAAGAUGGCUUUUUGUUUUCACUUGGCUUACUCAUUUCUGACCAACAACAGUAUGGACAGCUGUUCUCAUUCUGACUUCUUUUCUGUGUUGAGCCUCGAGUCAUCUUUUCAUGUUUAGCCAGUUUAUGCUUUUCAUUAAUACAGCACUUCCAACUCAGUGCAACAUCUCUUUGAACUUAAUUAAUGCCAGGGCAGAAGAUUUGCAUGUUUGUCCCAAGUCUCUUAUACUAGAGUUCAUAGUUCCUGACUUUGAGAGCCUACCAUACAGUCCAUGUUAUGUUGUUUGUACAGACAAAUCCAGAACCACUUAUGUUUGUAGACUUACUCAUACAGGCUUUUUAAAACUCAUGCUAAUUAAAUUUUAUUUUAUAUUUC